GACAUUGCAUUAAGUCGGUGUUUUUUUAAUAAAAUCCUAACGAAUUUGGAAUUUAACAAAUAUAUGACAGCCCAUGAAUGAUGGCGCUUGAUAUCGAAGUUUAGGUCGAAUAACAAGGAUUCUGUUACAUUCUGUUCAUGGAUAUAUGAAAUGGCAAUCCAGUCAGUAAGUAAAUUCAUGAAGAAAAUACCGCCACUGAAGUCCUAUCUAAGGGAGACAACCGCACAUAGGGCAGGUCACUCGUGAUGGAGAGCCCUGACAUCCCGCGCCCGGGGCUGGGCACGUUCGUGGUCGCAUGCGUCUUCUCCACCCUGGGGAUGAUGACGUCACUGAGCUUCUUCAUCUUCUAUGUCUACCACCGGAACAACAGAAUCGUGAAAAUGACGUGUCCAAGUAUGAACAUCGUCACGUGCCUGGGCGCCAUGUCCCUCUGUGUCGCUUGCUUCCUGCACGGACUUGAUUUCCUGUUACAAGAUCCCGUGGACCGGCUUCAUGCGCUAUGCCAGGUUCGUGUGUGGCUUAUAGUGCACGCGGUGACCCUGGUGUUCGGGCCUGUGGCCAGUAAGGCAUGGAGGGUGUACCAGAUAUUCACGUAUGGUUUCGGAAAACGACUGGUCAUACGAGACGGACGCCUGUUCCUGGUGCUGCUAGCGCUCUUGGUGGUGGACGCGGUUUUGAUGGCGCUCUGGCAGACCAUAGAUCCGGUGAAGUUGCAGCUCACCGACAUCACUGUCACGGUUAUAUUAGAACAUAACACCAACGAUACACAGAAGCCUAAAACUACUUCCGUUCCAGAAUGCGCAUGCUCAAAAUACGCAAUAUGGAUCAGUCUGCACGUACUGUGGAAAAUGUGCAUCAUCGCUGCUUGUCUAUAUUUUGCGUGGAAAACUAAACACGUGUCUGUGCCAGGUUUGAAUGAGUCGAAAAAUAUCGUGGCAGCAAUAUUUGUCUGUCUGAUAGUGACGUCAUGCGCAGCGAUGAUGCGCCUAGGACUACAUGACGCACCGAACGCCGUCAGCAUCGUUACUGCAAUAGUUUUAGCAGCAUAUGCAGCGUUUGUGCAACUGAUCUUGUUCCUUCCAAAGGUAAACUACUGGUGGAAGACGCCCAACGACGUGUCGACGAGGAUUUCGACGUCCUCUCUGAAGGAGAUUGCGAGCGCGGUCAUACCUCAAGUCGGCGUCGGCGAUUACAACGGCAAUAUUUGCCCCGACGACGGUAUUGCAGAGAUUGUGGAAGAAAACAAGAUUCUUAGGGAGUCCAUUGCAGAGAAGGAAGGACUGAUAUCGGCGCUUCAGAGUCAUCUAGACAUCGCCAAGGUGCAUUUGUCCAAGUUGCCGACCGAGGCGGAGUUCGCGAAAAACGCUGACGACGCCAGCGACACGUCGUCGGGAACGCAUGAGAACCCGGAUGGAGACUACGACGUUCUCCGGACUCCCCGACUCGCCGAAAGGCAUGAGGUCAGAGAUAUUUGCAAGCUUAGAACGGACAAUGAUAAACUGGCGGAAACUGGUGAAGAGAUAUUCUGUCAAACUGACGUUCAACCUCCGACGCGCUCGUCAAGUAUGCUGAGCGUCAGCAGUAAGCGAAGUUUUGUCGCCGAGUUUACAGACAUCAGAACGUCUCUAAGUGCAGAAUUGGACAGUGCUCAAUGCAUACAUAAUAACUUAAAGAACUCCUUUUCGUUGAAUAUGGGAGGGACACUCAAUGAAACAGAGUGGUUAUACGAGACAAAUUCCAACACUGACAGUGUAGCGGACUCCAUAGUGCAGUCGUUCAACCUGGGUGGCAACAGAGACGUGAUGUCGUACCUAAAGUCGCAUUUGCCCCACGAAAACAGCGUCAUCAAAGUACGGCGGUCCCGCCGACCUAGCACGUCUUCGUCGGUCAUGUCUGUGCAGUCGAACGGUAGCGUAAAUAAUAAUAAGCAUCCAGAGGACAUUUUGACCGAAAUUCCGGGAAUACAACGUGACUCCGCCACACCGACAUCUCAACAGCACGCCGACAUCUUGAGAUACUAUUCGUACCGCCACAUGAACGACGGUUUUCAGCAGUUCAGGACCUUCCGAAUUAAUCAAGAAUCCAGACGACCGAGUUUCAAAUCCCACUUCAAAAAGCCCACCAAAAUUGAGCAGGAGCAGACGACUAUGACGUCACAUUUUCCUGGGUAUCACGUUGAUCGUUCGGCCAUAUAUGCCGUGUCGAACGUAAUACGUAAGCCGCCGCGAACUUUCCAGGCUAACGAACUGCAGACAGAUUCAUUUGUGUGAGUCAGUGAGUUAUCCUGUGUGAUUUAUUGUGAUAUAUAUUGUUUUAUUAUGUGUGACAUCCCAUUAUGUUGGGUGAUACCCUGUGUGAUACAGUGCUGAAUCCUAUGGGAAUCAGUGUUUUUCUUAAUUUAUUCCGUGUGACCCUGCCCGAUAUCCUGUAAAACCGCGUGUUAUAUUCUGUGUUAAAUGCAUUAUAAGAUAUGGUCUUAUAUCAAAAUGUCGUUGUAAAAACGGUGUUAUUUAACGUGUUGUCGUUAUCACGUCAAUAAGCGGAAACCAUGGCCGAUGGACGUAUUUGUAUCCAGACUAAUAUUUAACCCUUUACCACUUAGAUACCUAUUUUGACGCAUUUGUAUUCCCUAAAAAAGUUAAAUUUAAUAAAAGACCUUUCUUACUAGAUUCAAGUUUUAAAGGCUUCAUUUCCAACUCUUAGAUACUGAUGAGCAGCAAACAGCAUAAAACCUGACCAGACUGCGAGUUACUAUGAUAUUUGCACAUAGCCAUUUUCACUUUGCUUCUGAGUGGGAAAAGGGUUAAACUACGAGUCAAUUGCUUUAUUUCUACUUGACUUGUAAAUGUAUUCCGUGAAACUGAAAAAUACAAUUAUC
Molecule: messenger RNA, 2878 nt
Organism: Dreissena polymorpha
Lineage: Eukaryota; Metazoa; Mollusca; Bivalvia; Myida; Dreissenidae
Product: metabotropic glutamate receptor-like protein J
Exons: 8
Coding region: 246-2270 (674 amino acids)
Biological process (GO): gamma-aminobutyric acid signaling pathway; G protein-coupled receptor signaling pathway
Cellular component (GO): G protein-coupled receptor heterodimeric complex; membrane
Molecular function (GO): G protein-coupled GABA receptor activity
Source: RefSeq, a predicted model, not a curated record